This is a messenger RNA of Cuscuta epithymum, 554 nucleotides long. The record is from the annotation of a GenBank genome assembly. NCBI's taxonomy places the organism in Eukaryota, Viridiplantae, Streptophyta, Magnoliopsida, Solanales, Convolvulaceae.
UCUCUUUGGUGAUUCAAAGGUAAGAUCUCUUUAGCUCUUCUUCACUUUCUUUAGUUGCUUAGAUUUUUUCUUCCCGGACAUGUGUGCACCUUCAUAAUAAUGCCAAAAUUCCAAGCAAACUGCGCAAUUAUAAUUAAACAAAUUUUAUAUUUGGGAGCUAAUAGCAACGAGCUAUGGAUUGUCACUUUUCUUGAUUCAAUAUUUCACUCUCCACCAGUUUACAAGAUUAAAGCUCAGGUGAAUUGUCCGCUUCAACUUCCAUCAUAUCCACCGUAUUCUGAAACCCCCGCACUAAGCUGGCUAUCAUUGUUGGAAUUGAAAAGCUUGAGAAUCUUGGUCUGCAUCUCUCAGCAACGGUGUAAUAGAAAAUCACCUUCACCGUCUAAAUCCAUCAAGGCUCGCACCCCAUGCUUCGAUAGCUCCCAUAACAAACAAGAUAUCUUAGGAAGAGCCCAAAAUAAAUGAGGAUAACAAGGGGAAAGCAACACAACAUGAUGUGAUUCAAUAUUCACAAGACAACACAACUUUAACCAAGGUGAAAGCUACUUAUAGUU